UGUUCAUCAUGCCUGAGCCGGCCAAGUCCGUUCCCGCCCCGAAGAAGGGCUCCAAGAAAGCGGUGACCAAAGCCCAGAAGAAAGAUGGCAAGAAGCGGAAGCGCAGCCGCAAGGAGAGCUAUUCUGUGUACGUGUACAAGGUCCUGAAGCAGGUCCACCCGGACACUGGCAUCUCGUCCAAGGCCAUGGGCAUCAUGAACUCCUUCGUCAAUGACAUCUUCGAGCGCAUCGCGGGCGAGGCGUCGCGCCUGGCACAUUACAACAAGCGCUCGACCAUCACGUCCAGGGAGAUCCAGACGGCCGUGCGCCUGCUGCUGCCUGGGGAGCUGGCCAAGCACGCCGUGUCCGAGGGCACCAAGGCUGUCACCAAGUACACCAGCUCCAAGUGACCCCAGCAAAAAAGUACUUUUCGUGGUUAGUCUCAAAGGCUCUUUUAAGAGCCACCCACUUUUUCAGCACAGGAGCUGUAAUGAUUCGUCUCUAAUAUAACUGCAAUA
Globicephala melas (long-finned pilot whale) is the source of this 497-nucleotide messenger RNA. Its product is annotated as histone H2B type 1-C/E/F/G/I-like. The record is from RefSeq and is a predicted model, not a curated record. NCBI's taxonomy places the organism in Eukaryota, Metazoa, Chordata, Mammalia, Artiodactyla, Delphinidae. Gene Ontology annotation, cellular component: nucleosome. Gene Ontology annotation, molecular function: DNA binding; structural constituent of chromatin; protein heterodimerization activity.